AUGCCCGCGCUCGUGAAAAUCCUCUUCAUGCAGGUGUCCCGGAGCGGUGCAGAGCUCUGCGCAUGCAUUCCAACUGCGUCUCUUCGGAGGCGUCUGCGCAGAGCCGGGUGCAUUUCCCCGCAAAACGUUGCCUCGCUCGUCCGGUCUCUUCCCCCUGUGUUCGUUCUGGUGAAUCCUCAACGCUCCGGAGGGAACCGACGCCUUCCCCCCGAGGAGCCCGAGAAGCCCGGAGGGCCCGAGGCCGGCGGAGGGCGGACCGUGCCCCCCACCCCGGAUGAGCCGGAGCGCGAGGCCGGCUUCGUCACCACCGCGCCCACCCUGAGGCUGCUCAACCACCACCCGCUGCUGGACGACCUGCUGCACGAGGACGCGCUGCGCCAGGUCCCCUUCCUGGCGGCCGGGCUGCUCGGGCUGGGGCCAGUCCGCCCGGGGGCCGACGUCGCCCUGGCCCCCGCCAACAGCCUGGCCGCCCCCGCAGGCCGCCCGGCCCCCUCCGAGGCCGCCGCCCCUCCCCUGAGGCCGGCCGGGCCGGGGGUCCCCGCCGCCCCGCUGACGACGGCCCGGGGGCACCCGGAGGCCUGGGGGGCGCCGGGGCAGCCGGGCCCCCAGACCACCCCCAGCCCCUGCCGCACGGAGCUGCCGGAAGCCCGCCCUGCAGGGGCUUUCCAGGAGGGCCCCCCCAGCGCGGGGCCGGCCACCGGCGUCGAGUCACUCGUGGACACCCCCACGGCGGAGCCCGAAGAGGCCUCGCCCGGCGCGACAGCCGGGGAGGAUGGGACGCCCUCACCUGCCGCCGACGUCGCCUCCACGGUCAGCGCCUUGCCGCCCGCAGGGUCCUGCAGCUGGAACCUCACGGGCCCCAAGGGGUCGCUGGCCUCCCCCGUGCCGUCCGGCAUCCCGUCCGAGCGGGGCGUCCUGGAGUGCGCCUACACCAUCUCCGUCUACCCCGGCUACGGCGUCGAGAUCCGGGUCCAGAACAUCAGCCUCGGCGAGGGCGAGACGGUGACCGUGGAGACGCUGGGGGGCGCGGAGCCCGUGGCGCUGGCCAACGAGUCCUUCCUGAUGCGUGGGCAGGUGAUCCGCGGCCCCACGAACCAGGUGGCGGUGCGCUUCCAGAGCCCCACACCCGCCACCCCGGGAAACUUCCAGUUCCUCUUCGAAGCCUACCUGCUGAGCUGCGCCUUCCCCGCCCGUCCAGCCUACGGAGACCUCUCAGUCACGAGCGUCCACCCCGGUGGCCGCGCCUGCUUCUCUUGUGCCGUCGGCUACCAGCUGGAGGGCCAGCACUGCCUCACGUGUCUGAAUGCCACGCAUCCGUUCUGGAGUGCCCCGGAGCCCACCUGCGUCGCGGCCUGCGGCGGGGUGCUGCGCAACGCCACCACCGGCCGCAUCGUCUCCCCGGGCUUCCCGGCCAACUACAGCAACAACCUCACCUGCCACUGGCUGCUGGAGGCGCCAGCCGGGCAGCGCCUGCACCUGCACUUCGAGAAGGUCUCGCUGGCUGAGGACGACGACAGGCUGAUCAUCCGCAACGGGGACAACAUCGAGGCCCCGCCGGGCUACGACUCCUACGAGGUCGAGUACCUGCCCAUCGAGGGGCUGCUCAGCACGGCCCGCGCCUUCUUCAUCGAGCUGACCACGGACAGCAGCGGGGUGGCCGCUGGCAUGGCUCUGCGCUACGAGGCCUUCGAACCCGGGCACUGCUAUGAGCCUUUCGUCAAGAACGGGAAUUUCACUGCCAGCGACGGGACGUACGCCGUGGGCACCACCGUGGAGUUCGCCUGCGAGGCCGGCUACACGCUGGAGCAGGGCUCGGUCGUCAUCGAGUGCGUCGACCCGGCCAGCCCCCAGUGGAACGAGACGGAGCCGGCCUGCCGAGCCGUCUGCAGCGGGGAGAUCACCGACGCCACGGGGGUGGUGCUGUCCCCCAACUGGCCGGAGCCCUACGGGAAGGGCCAGGACUGCAUCUGGGGGCUUCACGUGGAGGAGGACAAGCGCAUCAUGCUGGACAUCCGAGUGUUGCGCCUCGGCAAGGGGGACGUGUUGACCUUCUACGACGGCGACGACCUGACGGCCCGCGUCCUGGGCCAGUACUCGGGCCCCCACGCCCGCUUCCGGCUCUACACCUCCAUGGCCGACGUCACCGUCCAGUUCCAGUCGGACCCCGGCGGCAGCGGCACCGGCUACCAGAGCGGCUUCGUGGUGCACUUCGCCGAGGUGCCCCGCAACGACACGUGCCCGGAGCUGCCGGACAUCCCCAACGGCUGGAAGACCACGUCCCACCCGGAGCUGAUCCACGGCACCGUGGUGACGUACCACUGCUACCCGGGGUACGAGCUGCUGGGCACCGAGCUGCUGAUGUGCCACUGGGACCUGAUGUGGAGCGGGGACCUGCCCUCGUGCCAGCGAGUGACCACGUGCCAGGACCCCGGCGACGUGGAGCACAGCCGCCGCCUGGUCUCCGCCAACCGGUUCCCCGUCGGCGCCACGGUCCAGUUCGUCUGCGACAAGGGCUACGCCCUGGCCGGCAGCCGGGAGCUCGUCUGCCACGACCGGCAGGCCGGGGGCCCCAAGUGGAGCGACCGGCUGCCCAAAUGCACCCCCGAGGUGUACGAGCCCUGCCACAACCCCGGCAGCCCCGACCACGGCGCCCAGCGCCCCGAGAGCCGGCUCUACCAGGCGGGCGCCACCCUGCAGUUCUCCUGUGCGGCCGGCUAUGUGCUGCUGGGGGCCAGCACCCUGCGCUGCGUGCCCGGCCACCCCUCGCAGUGGAACGGCUCCCCCCCGCUCUGCAAGGCCGCCUCCCACGACGAGUUUUACACCAGUCGCAACCUGGACGCCGUGGCCAAAGCGGCCCCAGCCGGGGACCCGUUCCAAGGCAGCAACGUCGCCUUCGCCGUCUUCCUGCCCGUGGCGGCCGUGGGCCUCCUCCUGGGAGCCGUGUACCUCUACAUCUCCAGGCACCAAGGGAAGCCGUCUCUGCAGCUGCCCCUGUCCGGCUCGCACCCCUACGACCACAUCACGGUGGACUCCGCCUUUGACAACCCCACCUACGAGGCCGGAGAGACGUGGAAGUAUGAAGUGUCCAUCUAG
This is a messenger RNA of Varanus komodoensis (Komodo dragon), 3093 nucleotides long. It is a transcript of the gene SEZ6, whose product is annotated as seizure related 6 homolog. Gene Ontology annotation, cellular component: dendritic spine; endoplasmic reticulum; neuronal cell body. NCBI's taxonomy places the organism in Eukaryota, Metazoa, Chordata, Lepidosauria, Squamata, Varanidae. The transcript is spliced from 17 exons. The record is from RefSeq and is a predicted model, not a curated record. Bases 1 to 3093 code for a protein of 1030 amino acids. Gene Ontology annotation, biological process: regulation of dendrite development; synapse maturation.